Molecule: messenger RNA, 2109 nt
Organism: Malania oleifera
Lineage: Eukaryota; Viridiplantae; Streptophyta; Magnoliopsida; Santalales; Ximeniaceae
Exons: 6
Coding region: 318-1895 (525 amino acids)
Source: RefSeq, a predicted model, not a curated record
GGGUUUGGCACGGCAAGGCACUGACGUAUAGGAGUGAGCAACUGAAAAGAAAUGCCCUCUGAAGUGUAAUACAAUUCGUGACCUUGACCCAUCUUUUUCGCCUCUUAGCUAAUGGAUUGGCCUACCAUUUUGGCAUUUUUAUAUUCUUCAAUUGAAGGUGAAAUCAGCUGGUGCAAUUGUGUAUGCCAGCCAUUUCAAAUAUGUCUCCUCCACUCUGAUUCUUGUGUUUUAACCUCUAGAAAUCAAAUCAGGGUUCUGUCAUCACAAACCUUACAUUUUACAAGUCCUCACCCACCACCCCCGCCCCCCCCAAAAAAAUGCAGCGGCUUUUCAAUUCAAGCUUGCACCAGUAUGAGAUAGCCAGGCAAUUCUCAGGGACAGCGUUGGCAUGGCGGCCGCUGCCCCUGUAUAAGGGGCGUGCAAGCAUUACACACACUCUUUUCUUCUUGUCUCUUCUCAUUGUCGCUGCCUUCAUCUCUUCUUCCUGGAUUCGCCUUUAUGGAUUUCCAGGCAACAAUUCGGUAGAAAACACAAUUCCAAUCUCAAACAAGCAUCCAAAACCCCCGAAGCAAACUGAGUUUCCGCUCAAUUGCACUGCCAAGAACCUGACUCAGACCUGUCCCAGAAACUACCCAACAGCAUGGGAGUUUGAUCACGACCUGCCAUUGAACAUUGAGUGCCCGGAUUAUUUUCGUUGGAUCCAUGAGGAUCUAAGGCCAUGGAAAGCCACAGGGAUUACAAGGGGAAUGGUGGAGAAGGCAAACAGGACUGCUCACUUUAAGCUGGUGAUAGUGAAGGGCAAAGCUUAUGUUGAGAAGUACAAGAAGUCCAUACAGAGUAGGGACAUGUUCACCUUGUGGGGGAUUCUGCAGCUCCUGAGGAGGUACCCAGGUCUGGUGCCGGACUUGGAGCUGAUGUUCGACUGCGAUGACCGGCCAGUGAUACGAUCACGCCGUUACUGGGGGCCUAACGGGACCAGACUGUCACCACCGGCAUUGUUUCGGUACUGCGGUGACAGGUGGACGGCGGAUAUUGUGUUCCCUGAUUGGUCCUUCUGGGGAUGGGCAGAGAUAAAUAUAAAACCGUGGGAGAAGUUGUUGAAAGAUAUGAAAGAAGGAAAUCAAAGGAGGAAAUGGAUGCAAAGGGAGCCAUAUGCUUACUGGAAGGGAAACCCUUUUGUGGCUAAAACCAGGAGAGACCUCCUUACUUGCAAUGUCUCGGACAAACAGGACUGGAAUGCUCGCCUCUUUGUCCAGGAUUGGAUAGUUGAAUCUCAGAGAGGAUAUGAACAAUCAGAUCUAGCUAGCCAAUGCACAUACAGAUACAAGAUAUACAUUGAAGGAUGGGCAUGGUCCGUUAGUGAGAAGUACAUUCUGGCUUGUGAUUCUCCCACGUUGCUGGUAAAUCCCCAUUACUAUGACUUCUUCACAAGAAGUCUGCAACCAGUUCACCACUACUGGCCUAUCAGGGAAGACGAUAAGUGCAGAUCCAUUAAGUUUGCUGUCGAUUGGGGCAACAGCCACAAACAGAAGGCGCGGGCGAUUGGGAAAGCGGCAAGCGACUUCAUCCAGGAAGAGCUAAAGAUGGAGUAUGUGUAUGAUUACAUGUUUCAUUUGCUGAAUGAGUAUGCUAAGCUCUUAAAGUUCAAGCCUCAAGUACCCAAAGGAGCUGUGGAGCUGUGCUCUGAGACGAUGGCUUGUCCUGCAGAUGGGUUAGGGAGAAAGUUCAUGAUGGAGUCCUUGGUGAAGGGUCCAUCUGGUACCGCCCCAUGCACAUUGCCGCCUCCCUAUGCCCCUUCAGUUCUUGGAUCUUUUCUCAGGAGAAAAGCUAAUUCACUUAAGCAAGUGGAGUUAUGGGAGAAAAGGCAUUGGGAUAGUCAAACUAGGCAGCCUUAGCUAAUUAAUUAGAUGUUUAGCCUCAUGAUAAUUCUACAUUAAUUUUUUAUCAUAAAGUAGAGGGCGGCUAGUUAAUCUAGCCCAAAAUAAAAGAUAACUACUUUGUCAAAGAUAUACAACAGGAUGUUUGAUUUGCAGAACGAAUGGAGUAGGAAAGCAAGGAAUGAAGUUUGAAUGAAGAGCAUGAUAUAAUCAAGUGAAAAUUUUAAUUCUA